Neurospora tetrasperma FGSC 2508 is the source of this 3378-nucleotide messenger RNA. RefSeq lists its product as uncharacterized. NCBI's taxonomy places the organism in Eukaryota, Fungi, Ascomycota, Sordariomycetes, Sordariales, Sordariaceae. Bases 1 to 3378 code for a protein of 1125 amino acids. The record is from RefSeq and is a predicted model, not a curated record. The transcript is spliced from 4 exons.
AUGCCUCGUAAGAAGCGUGCAUCCGUUGUGGACACGCUGCUUAGUGUUAAGGGCGUGGCCAGAUUACUCCGAAAUUUCACAGUGCAAGAUCGAUUGGGGCCUGACAAUCUUGUGGCUACGGAUCUCGAGUCCGAUAGCCGCUACGCCCUCUUCCAAGCCAGUUGCAAUGGCUUCUCUGAACCUUCCACCAGAACCCAGUCCAUUCCUCGUACUCCGACCACUGUCCAACUUCCUACUCAGCGAGGCACCAGAUCUAUGACUUCCUCUUCCAGGGCUGCCGCCAAAUCAAAGUCACCACGCAUUGGUGGGAGUAACAGACGCAAGACCAUGCGUGAAGAUACCAAUCUUGAAUCUUCCGGCUCGGAAAGAUCGAUCAUACGCCAGAAGAAGUCUUAUGGUGAACCAAAAGACGACGAUCGGUUCAAUCGCGAGUCUGCGUCAGUUUUUGCACCGAAAUCGGCCAUCACGAAGAAUGAGCCCCGGAGAGAUUAUGCUAAUGUUUCGGAUGGCUAUCAAUGCCAGACAAAAAAAGUAUACAAUGGUCGUUCUUACCAACGCCAGUUCACCAAACGGGCGCCAGGCCGUCAAGUUCGCUUCGUUAAGUCGAAUGCUCAUCUCCGUGGAUUGGUUGAUAAGCUAUCAACACCUGAGUACGACAAGUUCGAGGCUCACUACCAGAAGAUGCUGGCUCAAAAGCAAGACAAGGGCUUGAAUAAUCCGAAGUCACCUCACUCCCCGUCUCCAACUCCAAACCCGGAUUUCGAUGCACCUCCACUGUCAUCUCAGCCCGCAGCACCUGAAUUGCUUACGGCUCUUUCACUGCCUGCUUCAUCAAUCUCCAUGAAAACUCGUGCACUUCCUUCGGCAUCUGUGCCCAGAUCUAGGACGGCGACAGCGUCUGGGGUAUCGGUUUCCAUGGCAUUACCUUCCGCAUUUCGCACAAAUGCUUCAUCCACGGCUGCCACUGUCUCUUCAGAUUGCGAUUCUACUGCAGUCUUACCCACGGCGUUGAAAACGCCUUCCCAUGCAAUUUCUAGGGCACCGUCUUGUGCAGCUUCUAGGACUCCUUCUAUCACAGUGUCCAAUAUUCCAUCACAUACAGCCUCUAUAGCAGCUUCCCGUACAGAUUUAAGGAGUCCACCUGGUGCAACUUCUAGGACCUCAAAAACUCGACAACAUGGCUGCGAAUCCUUCAUCACUACUCCAGCCGCUGCUUCUAUGAAGCCAACACUGAACUCUCGGAAAAGCACUUCAAAUUGCGUGGACCCCAUCAUGACCCCUCGUCCAGAGUCUACCAAGGUUGCAUCCAUGUACAGGAAUUCGAUAAACGAGGAGUGUUCGCACGCGCAGUCAAACGAGAAGGUUGAUGAGCAUGGCGACAAGCAGCACGGUGUGCAAGUCAAUCAGGGACCGGGUGAGCAGGGUAACGGGCAGGUCGAUGAACACGUUGACGAGCAGUUUGGUCAGCACAUCGACGACCAGGCCAACAACCAGGGUAACAAACAAACCGACUCCCAAGCCAAGAAUUCUGUAUCAACGAGCAGGGAGACUGCAUAUGGCGGGCAUGCAAUUACCCCAGAUGUUGCCAUCAACGGCAACAACGAGACCGGUUCCAACACAUGUCCCUUGAAUGGCCUUCUUCCCGAGGUCUAUGAUUGCAAGCACGACACUCGACAUUGCUUCGCCUGCAGUCGUCCCAGAGACGUGCGGUAUGUCGAUUUCAGGCAUAAUUAUUGCCGCGGAGAGGAACCUCAGCGUAGUCUUUGCCGCACCUGUCAUCGACGCCUUGACCGGGAUAUGGAACUCGACCUAAAGCCCAACAAUAGUAACAAGAGGACGCUCACGGACAUCAAGAAAUUUCACUGGUGCGCGCAGUGUAGCACUAUCAGGUCCCAUAAAUUCCAUGAGCAUUACCCCUCAGGAACGGAGGUCCCUCCUCGUCACCAGCUGUGCCAUCCAUGCUGCAAGUGGGCUAAGCUAUCUCACAAGAGUGAACUUGCCCUUUAUGCCCCAGCUAAAGUGGACGAUGACGCUAGCAACAAUAGCAAGAAGCGAGAAAGUGGUGAUAAGAAGGACCAUGCCGGAAACUCCCUGCAUCGGCAUAAAGACAUCAGACCAGCUGACGAUGGCCCUCGAGAUAGCCCAGCUGUGGUCGAACCCACACCUUCCAACAUCCAAGCUCAGGAAAUGCAAUACCUGAAAGCUUCGGCACCUGUCCUUAGCUCUGAUCCAGGUCAUCAGCAUCAUCCCCCGAAGUCUCAUGCCAUGACCGAAAGUUUGGUAUCACGGCCCGUACCUGAAAGCUCAUCUCAGGGUCAAACUCUGAGGCCUGUCACUUUUUCUGCACCUGGCAAGCACGAUCCUUCUAGUCGUUUAGACGUCUAUUAUUCACAGUCAUGGCAGAUCCCAGUCGACGAUAGUCCUCCUCCUCAACGCAAGAGGUCUACUGCCACCUAUAGCUAUGAUCAAGGUAGCAAGGACCAGCUCCACGAGAAUCUCCAUGUGAACUAUCAUGAGAUCCUUGGCCAAGAGGACGUUUGUAACCAUCAAGCCAAGCACCAUCGUGGCACCCAUGAAAUCAGCUUGCCAGAGAUUUUGCUCACAGUUCCCAUUGGGGACGUUCAUAUAACGCAGCAAACCUUGGUUUCGGAUGAGAUAUGCCCUGGAAGCCCGCUCCACGAUCACCUUUCCCAGUUCUCUUGGAAAGAUGGUGAUGCGCGUCAUCAUUCAGGGUAUCAGCGUCAACCAUCAAUGCAAUCACAUGCAAGCAAUCAGACUGUGCACCCCUCGGACAAUAACUUCACAUCCUGCCGCAACAAAGAGAACUACCCGAAUUACCCUCCUCAACAUGCUACUCCUAGGCAAUUUCAUUGGCCGACUGGGCGGGGAGAGGUGGACAACAACCAGCCCAAAGGGCUCUCCGACAUGUUCUACGAAACAGCUGAGGGCAAGCGCGCCGAUGCCUUCUUUGCCUCCAUGAGCAGCUGGUCAGAGCCUAAUUCCAAGCUGAAACCUCGGAAUGGACCGACAGACAAUUACAACACAUGGCCUCCCGGCUCAUACAAUACAACGGAGCCGGCGGCCUACGAGUACCUAGAGAAACGUCGGUCUAAGAGACCAAGUGUCAUUCCCGGAUCGCUUCCCCAUGGCCACGUGCGCAAUGUUAGCGACUCCUUGUCAGUCGAAACGGUCGGUGUGUGGCAGGGCGUCACUCCAGGAGCGCCUAAAGCGGAGGUUUCAGAGCCGGAAUCUCCAGCUGGUGAAGAGGUUAUCAUUCUUUACCAUUUCCUUAUUACUCCUUCACCUAUUGCCUGCACGUCACUUCCCGGUAUACUGUCUAUCAUAUUCACUGAUCUUCCACAUUCCCCCUCUUCUUAA